This is a messenger RNA of Heterobilharzia americana, 1425 nucleotides long. NCBI's taxonomy places the organism in Eukaryota, Metazoa, Platyhelminthes, Trematoda, Strigeidida, Schistosomatidae. The record is from the annotation of a GenBank genome assembly.
AUGGCCACACUGAGCGGGAAAAGCGCGGAGUGUUCUGUUGGGAAAAUCAUAUUAAUGGAGUUCGGUAACGUGCCAACUGGAAUCAACAAAUUCGGUAAUGUGAUCCGCCAGCAGUUGACUAAAUAUCUCAAGGAUAAUAAGUGUAACAAGAGUGAUGCAUUCCCAGUUCCUGAAAAUUCCACCCUGGUUAUUGAUAAGUCAUAUCUCCCAGUUCGUCGUGAUGAACUGCCACCUGUUGGUUAUGAGGCGUGGAGUACACUGGCUGCAGGCGCUGCAGUUCAUGCUUACUAUGCAAUUGGGGCUGCACACAACGAAUCAAUGCGAAAGUGGUUUGCGAACUCAGCAUUCGCAGCUAUCCUAUUCGGUCUGAUUGGAGAGAUCCCACAAGAUGACUGUUCGACACACAAUGAUCAUUCCGUCAGGCAAUCUGAAGUCGAAAAUAUCUACAGCCCUGAUAACCGUGAUGAAAUCCGUUAUGACGGUAACUGGAUCUAUGGAAAUUGGAUAGAAGAUGAGUUUGGUUCACUGGAAGAUAUGGGAGCAAUCAUCGAUCCUGAAAUGUUUGGUGAUUGUAUCUUGGGGAUGAUAUUACCUGUGGUACAUUAUAUUCUUACGGGUAGUCAUGCUAUUGAAAAACUAAGGAUACAUGACUCUCAGUAUUCUAGUAGCAUACCAUAUUAUUACCUUCAUACACGCGUUAAUAAAGCUUUGUGUCAGUGUGGAAUUUCAUCUGAGAACGAUCAAGUCUUGGUGAUAAACACAACUAGUAGUUGGGUUUCCAAGUUAAAGGUCUUGCAGAUUGCGAUGAAGAGAUAUCAGUUGAAACAUCCAGUUAGAUCAGUAAGAUGCUUUUGUGAGAACGGUCUGCAUUUGACAGAGAACAUUUCACCUUAUUUUUUCUUAAAUCCAGUUCUUCGUGAGAAAACACGUAUUGCAGAGUUGAUUGCAGAGAAGCUUGUUAAGUCUCCCCUCGUCCUACUUUUCAAUAAUAUUGGCUCAUUGACUAAAUUGAAAAAAGACAUACGGAAUGCUUACAAAGACGCUUUGUAUCAUCACAUUGACGGGGAAUAUCUGACAAAUGUGACUGAUGAAAGUUCUGAUUUCGGGAGUAGGUUGCUCGGUCGACUUAUCUGUUUCUUGAAAUAUGCUGAACCAGAUAGUGAACUGUUCUCUUCAUUGCAUUUAAAGCGUUUUGGAAUGACCAGAGAGUUGGACUAUGGGGACUAUGAUGAGGAAUGGGACCGCAGUGUUCGUCGUUACUAUCAAACAGCUGAUAAUUCAAAAACAAAAUUCAUUCUAAAUGGCUUGCAAACGAAAUCAGAAUCACUUGAAGAGGAAGUUUUGCAUUUGUGGAAAGUGUAUGAUGUGGACUACUCAAUUCAGAAGGACAUGAAAAAUGUUUUGAAUUUAGCUGAUUUUCGGUAA